AUGCGCUUGGGAAUAGUACUACUAGUCUCUGCCUUGUUCAUCGACAUCCUAGCAGCGUCUCGUGCACGCCCUGAAGACAGCGCGCCCCGUAUCGUGGAGGACCCCUCAGACCUGGUGGUGUCCAAGGGGGAACCUGCCACUCUGAACUGUAAAGCUGAAGGCCGCCCGCCCCCCAGCGUGGAGUGGUACAAGGAUGGGGAGCGCGUGGAGACGGACCGGGACGACCCACGCUCCCACCGCAUGCUGCUGCCCAGUGGCUCGCUCUUCUUCUUACGCAUCGUGCACGGCCGCCGCAGCAAACCAGACGAGGGCGUGUACACCUGCGUAGCCCGCAACUACCUGGGAGACGCCAUCAGCCGCAACGCAACUCUGGAAGUAGCAAUUCUGAGAGAUGAUUUCCGCCAGGCCCCCAGCGACGUGGUGGUGGCGGCCGGAGAGCCUGCUGUCCUGGACUGUGUGCCCCCCAGAGGUCACCCCGAGCCCAGCGUGUCUUGGAAACGCAACAACGUCCGAGUCAGUAGCAAAGAUGACCGCAUCAGGAUGCGUGGGGGAAAACUGAUGAUUUCUCACACACGGAAAAGCGACGCAGGGAUGUACGUGUGCGUGGGCACCAACAUGGUCGGGGAGAGGGACAGCGACCCUGCCGAGCUCGUGGUUUACGAGCGGCCAGUCCUGGUGCGGAGACCUGUGAACCAGGUGGUGAUGGAGGAGGAGAAUGUGGACUUCCUGUGUGAGGUGCACGGAGACCCACCUCCUACGGUGCGCUGGCGGCGUGACGAGGGCGAGCUUCCCCGGGGGAGAUUCGAGAUCCGCAACGGUAAUAACUUGCGUCUGUUCCGUGUGAAGGAGCAGGACGAAGGCACUUACACCUGCACAUCUGAGAACAGCGUGGGCAAGACAGAGGCUUCGGCCAUGCUCCAAGUCCACGUUCCACCUCAGAUCACCUCAAAACCCAGAGACCAGAUCGCGACUCAGGGGAGGAGCAUCUCAUUCCAGUGUGGCACGACCGGCAACCCCCCACCAGCCAUUUUUUGGCAGAAAGAGGGCAGCCAGUUAUUGCUGUUCCCUGGCCAGCCACCCUCACAAUCCGGUCGCUACUCCGUGUCUAUGAGCAGGGAGCUAACUAUCAGUGACGUUCAUCCUGAAGACUCGGGCUUCUACAUCUGCCAGGCGAUAAGUGUGGCAGGCAGCGUGCUCACCAAGGCUCUGCUCGAGGUGGAGGGAGGUCCCUCUGGCCGCAUUCCCCCGAUCAUUCGCCAAGGCCCGGCCAAUCAGACGGCGUCGCAAGGUUCCACGGUUCGACUGCACUGCCGCGUCAUCGCCAGCUCGUCUGUCAAAAUAUCCUGGGAGAAAGAUGGGCAAACACUCCAGGGGAAAAAAACACGCCUGACCUUGAUGGAGAAUGGAACUCUGCAAAUAACAAACAUAAAGGAGUCUGAUUCUGGGAUGUACACAUGCGUGGUGUCCAGUCCUACAGGGCAGUCGACCUGGAGUGGGGUAGUGACUGUCAAAGAGAAGGGGAUGUCCUCAGUAUCCAAAGCGUCCGAGUUCAUCCAGCUCCCGGGACCGCCGCAGAAACCUAUCAUCACGGAGGUGUCCAAACACUCGGUGACGCUCACGUGGCAGUCCAACCCACACGAAGGGGGCGCUGCAGUCACCUCCUACAUCAUUCAAGCUUUCAGUCAGUCUGUGGGCAGCACUUGGCAGACGGUGGCGGACCACGUGAGGCAGGAAAGACACACGGUGGUUGGUCUCCUCCCCAACACAGUUUAUCUUUUCAUCGUCCGAGCGCUAAACUCCUACGGCCUGAGUGACCCCAGCCCCAUCUCCGAGCCUGUCAGGACGCAAGAUGGGAGCCCCACAGAACAGGGCGUGGACCACCGACAAGUGCAGCGGGAUUUAGGAGAGGUGUCCAUCUACCUGCUGAAGCCUGUGGUGCUGUCUCCAAACUCUGCCAGGAUUUCUUGGACGAUCGGCCGCCUCUCUCGUUACGUUCAAGGUUUCCGUAUAUUUUACCGCUCCAUCGGCAGCUCGUGGCUCGUACUGGACGUGGAGGCCACCUCAGAGCAGAGCGCCAUCCUGGUCGAUCUGCAGCCGAGCCGAGACUAUGAGGUCAAGAUACGGCCUUACUUCAAUGAGCUGCAAGGACACGACAGCCUCAUGAUACUGCUGCGCACGCCUGACGAGGUGUUAAUUGGCCCACCUCAGGCUGUCUCAGUGGUCCAACUCACCAACAGUUCCAGCAUCAGCGUUUCCUGGGAGCCUCCAGCAUCCAACGUCCAGUGUGGCAUUGUUCGCGAGUACAAGGUGUGGUGUCUGGGGGACAGCCUGGAUGUGGACGGACAGAUUAACCGCACCGUGGAUGGGUCAGUACAGUCCAUUCUGCUGACCGGCCUUCUGUCCGAUGUCCCCUACACUGUGCUGGUGGCGGCUGUGACUGGGCUGGGGGUGGGCGCACUGAGCCCCCCUGUGGAGCUGCUGCUAACUCUGUCGCUCGACUCCACAGUGAAGAAAAGCAGCAAUUUCAGCUUAUCGGAGCAGAUCACAAAUGUUAUCUGCCAGCCGGCCUUCAUGGCGGGCCUGGGCGUAGCGGCGUGGCUCGUGCUAAUGGGCUUCAGUGGUUGGUUGUAUUGUCGACACAGACGAAGGAAACAACUCGGGCAUUACACGACUUCAUUUGCAUACACACCAGCAGUGGGGUUUGCUCACAGCGAAGGCUCUGGAAUCAUCAAUGGAGGACCUGGUUUGUUGGGGUCCAAUAUGGGAAACUACCCAUGGCUGGCUGACUCGUGGCCAACUCCAAAUCUCAUGCAUAAUAACAAGGACUCUAUGGACCGCUGCUCAGGGAAAGUGGACUCAGAAAAAUACUACAACAGUAUAAUGAACUACACUGGCCAAUCAGAGAAAAGAAGCACGGCCUCCAACGACAGUCCAAUCUACAGCACAAUUAACGUGACAGCAGACGACAACCUGUUGGCUUAUUACGACACGUACUCCACCAAGUCGUUCUCCCAAGGCCCAGACCCCUACAGCAGCAAUCCGGCUCUGUACAACACUGGCCUCAUGGAUCUGGACCACUGGACGCUCCAGUCCGGCCAGUCGGGCUCAGAGUACGCCAAGCUUCAGUACAACAAGAAGAACAAUGACAAACUAAAGCAAAGGUCCUUGCCUCAGCCGACUGCUCUAACAUGGGUGGACGUGCUGUCACUGCCGCUUUCCGACACUAAGGACCUUAACAGCGCAAAGACCCACCCCGACCAACUAAACAGUCUUGAUGAUGAAGAUGAAGACUGGUGCCCUCCACUACCUGCCAGGACCUAUUUGAUGGACUCCUCGAAAGAAGAACUUUCCAUUUCUAAACAAAAUGAAGCAUCGUACUCGUCUGUACAUCAGAGCUCACCUCCGAAGGACGGCUGCCUGUCCAACCACACUUCACAUCCUCAGACUCUUGACCUUUUGUCUCGUCAGCGCCCCAGCUCCCAGAUCUCACAGUCCAACCCUGAUCUGUUUACACACAAUGAGGACAACGUCUACCACAGCAGCCACUGGGCAGACACUUUCAGCAGUGAUACUUUUGUUAAGGAAAAGUCCCCUUCUGAUCUGAGCUCUGCCGCCAUGGUGCACAGACCAAGGAGCAAGAAGAAGGAGUCUAGAGAUGUGCAAGUCCGCAGAGACCUGCAGGGACUGGCAGGCCUGCCCCCUCUGCCUGCCCCUCCCCCCACCGAAGACUCCCCAAAGCUGUUAGCAGAUGUUCUGGGCCACAGUCGAACUGACAGCACCGAGCGGAGAGACGGCGGCGACCCGUCAAGUCUGCAGCGAAGGGCGGGACACUUUUCACCACACCGGACACGACAGACACAAUGGACGCUGCAAGAUGAGAAUGUAAACCCAUAUGCUCAGUCAACUUUCCUGCAGAUGUCUGGGUACGGCUCUCUGGGCGGGACAGUCCUCCCAAGGCCCUCCACAACCAGGCAGAAAAAAGAUGAGAAUCUCAUGUAG
This is a messenger RNA of Knipowitschia caucasica, 3999 nucleotides long. The record is from the annotation of a GenBank genome assembly. Lineage: Eukaryota; Metazoa; Chordata; Actinopteri; Gobiiformes; Gobiidae.